Molecule: messenger RNA, 4003 nt
Organism: Seriola aureovittata
Lineage: Eukaryota; Metazoa; Chordata; Actinopteri; Carangiformes; Carangidae
Product: calcium-independent phospholipase A2-gamma-like
Exons: 10
Coding region: 207-2732 (841 amino acids)
Biological process (GO): arachidonate metabolic process
Cellular component (GO): membrane
Source: RefSeq, a predicted model, not a curated record
GUCAUUCUGGUGUCAGGUCGAAUGACCCUGUGAAUGUUUGUACUUCUAUACGUUUGUGUUAACAUUAACGAAGGAUGGCGACUUACUGAGAGGGUUAAAGGAUUUCUGGCUUUCACGAAACGACGCCAUAAAAAGACUGGUUAAUGAAAAGGGAGAGCAUAGACCUAAUAUUCUUUGGAUGGCAUAAACUCUUAUGACCGGAAAGAAUGAGUCGUAGAUGGGCUCCAAAUACCUUGGUGAAAGAAAGCAGAGCAUUUCUACUGUGGCAGACACAUGCUCGCAAGUCAGCAGCAUCACCUCCCUUGUCUGGUACCUAUCACUGCAGGCUUCAUAUACAACAGCCUGUUUGCUACAAGUUUGGCUGUCUCCACCACCUGAGGAGCAGGGGUCGUAAAGGAUGGCUCUUUAAAGCUAACCAGGUUAGACAAAGGCUCGGACUCCACACCAGCACCCUGUACUUGAACACUUCAGCCUCACGUUGGUCUACUGGUCUGAGUCAACAGAUGUCACGGGUCAGGAGCACACUGGACACAGUUUCUAAAGCUGUGAGUGGGACACAUACAGAACUUCUCUCCAAAAUUGCCAGACUUAAACCUAAGGGUUUGAAUAAAGCAGAGAUCAGUGUUGAGUCAGCGCCAAAAGCUGAGGAGAGUGCAAUCACAUCAACUCCUGCUCCCACUAAUGCUGCUCCUCCUUCUACAUCUACUACAGUCCAACCUACAGUUAACUCAUCUUCUGCCAGUCCUCCUGUUCCUACUUCCGCUGCCGCAUUUGAUGCAAGUGCCACUACCUCCACUCAAUCUCACAAUUCUCCACAAGCGACUGGCAAUACCACAGUUGAGCAAACUGUGCAGGAACUUAAGGAGAAAAGACUCAGGCGUGUUGUUCCUGCUGUCAAAGCCAGCUUUGUAAAGAAGGAAGAGGAGCUUAAAUCUUCAUCAAGCGACACUGAGAACAAGAGCACAGCUUCCAAACAAACCAUAGCACUUUUCCAUCCCAGCACCUUUUCAGUCAGCUUUGAUGAGACUUACAACUACCUGGCCAAUCACGUCAACUCAUACUUUGGCAGCAGUACAAAGACUCAGGACAAGAAAGUGGACAAUGGGGACUAUUCCUCUGCUUCCUCUCAGGGCCAACAAACUAAUCACCUCAUGUCAGUGUCUGAUAAAAGUGACUCUGCUGCCCCAGUUACCCCUCCUUCCUCUAAGAAGGGUUUAGGACACUACCUGUCCUACUCAGCUCCCACUGUGCAAGCCUUUGUUGGGAGCUACAUUGCUCCCCUGGUCCCCAAGUUCAGGACAGGAGAGUCCAAGACUGCUACAGUGGAGGAGAAGAAGCUUGACGAUGAAGCAGUAAAACAGGUUGAGGCCAAAAUUAAUAAGGAGCAGAAGGCUGCAGAGGAGAAAGCUAAGAAACUUCUACUCCAAAGGGAAAAGAUCAUUGCCAGGGUGAGUGUGGACAAUCGGACUCGAGCUCUGGUCCAGGCUUUACACAGGGCAUCAGAUGUAAGGGUCUAUAUCAACAGGGUGGAGGACCUCAGCUACCAUCUCCUGGAGUUUCCAGAGACUCGUGGUGUUGCUGUCAAGGAGAGGGUUAUCCCUUGCCUCCUGCGUCUGAAGCAGGCCAAUGACCCAGGCCUGAGAGCAGCAGUUAGAGAAGCCCUCGCUCUGGUGGGAUACCAUAAACCUGUUAAAGGCCGUGGCAUACGGAUCCUUUCCAUAGAUGGAGGCGGUUUAAGGGGACUUCUCGCACUUCAGACUCUACAAAAGCUGGAAGCUCUGACUGGGAAACCCACUUACCAACUGUUUGAUUAUAUUUGUGGUGUCAGCACAGGUGCUAUCCUAGGGUUCAUGUUAGGUGUCUUCCAAAUCCCACUGAACGAGUGUGAUGAUAUUUACCGGAAGUUGGGCUCAGAUGUUUUCAAGCAGAACGUCAUUGUUGGCACUGUGAAGAUGGGCUGGAGCCAUGCUUUCUAUGAUAGCGAAGCCUGGGAGAACAUCCUCAAAGAGAAAAUGGGUUCUCAUCUCCUGGUGGAGACUUCAAGAAACCCUGAAUGCCCCAAGGUGGCAGCGGUGAGCACCAUUGUGAACCGGGGCACUGCUCUGAAGGCAUAUGUGUUCAGAAACUACAACCUGCUGCCCGGGGUGCGCUCACACUACCUGGGGGGCUGCCAGCACCAACUCUGGCAGGCCAUCCGAGCCACAUCAGCAGCCCCUGGGUAUUUCCAAGAGUUCACCUUGGGGAAUGAUCUCCACCAGGAUGGAGGUCUGCUGAUUAACAACCCCACAGCCCUGGCUAUCCAUGAGUGUAAGUGUUUGUGGCCUAACACGCCCUUGGAGUGUGUGGUCUCCCUUGGCACAGGCCGAUUUGAAAACCCGGGCAAGAGCAGCACCACCUACACGAGCCUCAAAACCAAACUCACCAAUGUCAUCAGCAGCGCCACAGACACUGAGGAGGUUCACGCUAUGCUCGCCGCCUUCCUCCCUCCCGACACUUAUUUCCGCUUCAACCCCUACAUGAGUGAAGAUAUCUCCAUGGAUGAAAACCGACAUGAAAAGCUCAACCUGCUGCAGGCUGAGGGCAUCCGCUACCUGGAGAGGAACGAGGAGAAGCUGAGGAAGGUCACUGGCAUUCUCACCCGAGAGAAAAGCUCCGUCCAGAGGAUGGCAGAGUGGGCCCGGCUGAGGGCAGACAUGUAUAAUGGUCUGUCCUUUCACUCCUCUAAGCUGUAGAUCCCACACAAGCCACCUUUACCUCACAUUCAAACUCCUCAUUUAUUCAAAAUUUCCCAGAAUAUGUCAUGUUAACAUGAUUAGUAUGUCAUAGGUGUUGACUUCUUGACCUGUAGCUUUGAAGAACCUUGUGUAAAUCCACAAGUAGGUAAUUUCCAACAAUUUUCCAUCAUGCCAAACACUACCUUCGUCCUCACUCACACUUCAGACUUUGACAGUAAUUUUAGUGUUAAUGUGUUACAGUUUUGGCAGCAAACAAGCAUCUGUUUGCCACUGUGGCUGGCAGCUCUCGACUUAGCACUGUUGCUUUCAAAGAAGAUGUGUCAAAUGAUGUGUGGAUUUGGGAACUCCCUGUAGAGGGAUACACUGUCAGCCUCGCAAGCAAAUGCAGCUUGCAUGAUUAAAGGAAUAGCUUGACAUUUAGGGCCAAUGCACUUAUUCACUUCUUUGUCACGAGUUGGAAGCUGCUGCUAGCGGCCUAUUAGCUUAGCUUAGCACAAAGUAUGGAAGCCGGGGGAAACAGCUUGCUGGUUCUGUCCAAAUAACAAUAUCUUCCUAGCAAGCUGUUUCCCCGUUUCCUGUCAUGCUAAGCUAACCUAACCAGCUGCCAGCUCCAGUAUACAGAAAUGAGACCAGUGUCAAUCUAAUCUGUCAUCUAACUUGCAGCAAGAAAGCAGCAUAUUUAAGAAACAAGCAUAUUUUCUUAAAUGCAGAACUACUCCUUUAAAAAGGCGAAUACUGUUAAGUUAUACAGUAACCAGUGACUGUUUUUCCCAAGUGAGCACUUUUUAACCAUUCGCUGUCCUUAGAAAGAUUUGUUAUGACAACCAAUAUAUCCUCAUAAACCUGUGUUUGUACUUUCACAGAAAAAUAUGUAGAUGGGAUAUACGUGUUAUAGAAAAAAUGUAAAUAUUUGUUCAACUGAGCUGCCAAUAUGUAACAUUAUAAAAAGAAAAGAUGAGAAAAAAAAUCCUAUUUUUAAAAAAAAAUAGUCUAAUCAAGGUCAAUCUGACAUUUCUGUUGCAAUGACUAAAAUUUGCACAUAUAAGAAUGCAGUGACUGGUCAGCUAUGUAAUUGUGUAUUGAUAAUAGUAACAUCGGUGCAUGAGGGCCCACUUCGAGCAUUACUGUGUUACAUACAGUAUGUUGUUUGUAAAUGCAUGUUAUAUUUUGAUUUUACACACGAAGACAAGUCAGUAUCUUGUACAAAAUCGCAAUAAAAAAAAAGUAAGCAAGUUGCAUAUUUAAUUCUAAUACAUCUAGAAAAAGUG